AUGGCCCUGCGAUGCUACGAAGAAUGGUCUGACGAUCCCAAGUAUUACCGGACCAAAGUUACAACUACCCCUGGAUGCCCAAAACUUCCCACUUCGCAAUGGACCUUGCUGCUUGAGGGAAGAGCUGUUGACCUCGACAAAGUGUUCACCGGACGAUAUUCCACAGCAAUCGACUCAAAACAAACCCAGUCGCUUGGGAAGGGAUUUGAGCUUUCGCUCUCCCAACCUACCGUCAGCCACAAGGUUAAAUCAGCCGGAGAUUGGGGAAUCGCCACUGACAUAUGGACCCGCGCACUCACCUUCAUCAUGCCGUGGCGAGAAGAGGAAGUUAGGGAAUAUCGAGAGUACAUGUCUGACAUCUUCGGGAAUCACUUUUACACAGUCCAUGAGCGAGUCCUCGAUUUCGACCGAGCCGUUCGACUCCUUGUCGAGCAACAAAAAUUCCUCCGUCUUGAUGACUUCACCAGGUUCGAUGGGCUUAAGUCCAGUCACCUUUCAGCCUUCGGAAUGGUCGCGAUGCAAAGCUCACAUGACUCAGGAACCAAAACGGUCAGAGAUUCUGCUGGAGGAAAGAGCCAAACCAGAGGUGGAAGAGGUGAACCCUGUCAUAAGUGGAACCGAGGAGAGUGCGAGAAAGAGGCCAGGGAGUGUCUCUACUUCCAUGUAUGCGACCGAGGAAGCUGCAGGGGGAAUCAUAAGCGGGGAGAGUGCCCAUCGGACAAAAGAGGUAAAUGA
Suillus fuscotomentosus is the source of this 735-nucleotide messenger RNA. RefSeq lists its product as uncharacterized. The transcript has a single exon. Lineage: Eukaryota; Fungi; Basidiomycota; Agaricomycetes; Boletales; Suillaceae. The record is from RefSeq and is a predicted model, not a curated record. The coding region runs from base 1 to 735 and encodes 244 amino acids. Gene Ontology annotation, molecular function: metal ion binding.